Messenger RNA from Nicrophorus vespilloides, 3472 nucleotides. RefSeq names its product F-BAR domain only protein 2. Bases 286 to 3117 code for a protein of 943 amino acids. The record is from RefSeq and is a predicted model, not a curated record. Lineage: Eukaryota; Metazoa; Arthropoda; Insecta; Coleoptera; Silphidae. Gene Ontology annotation, biological process: clathrin coat assembly; clathrin-dependent endocytosis. The transcript is spliced from 11 exons. Gene Ontology annotation, cellular component: clathrin-coated pit; clathrin-coated vesicle; plasma membrane.
UGUUCUAUUAUUAAACGAAUGGUGCAUGUUCUAGGUGCUGCCAUCUGGUAGUUGUCACGUACAUAGCUCCGCUGAUCCGCCCCCCUGAGUCUCAGUAAUAUUUACGAUUGAAUCUUGUGAACGUUACAAGGAACUGUCCAGCCAACAAAACAAGUAUUUGUUAUUGCUUUUAGCUGUGGUAGAAGUUGGUAGGAGUCGCCCGUGGAGUCCGCGACGCUGGCCACCGUCUGAGCGGUUAUGUUUCUUUAAAACUGGAUCAUUUUGUGGAAUGGAAGAGGCAUAAAAAUGACUGUCGAUUUUAAUGAUUACUUUUGGGGGGACAAGAACAGUGGAUUUGAUGUGUUGUACAGAAAUAUGAAAUAUGGCUUUUUGGCCAGCAAGGAGUUCACAGACUUCUUGAGGGAGAGGUCCAGCAUCGAGGAGAAUAACUCCAAGUUGCUGGCAAAGCUUGCCAAGCAGGCUGGCAAUUGCUGCAAUCAGGGCACUUUUGCGCCAGUAUGGAAUGUUCUGAAGACCUCUGCAGAACGCCUAUCAGCGUUGCAUCUGCAGAUGGUGCAGAAGGUAUCCGAUCUAGUCAAAGAUGUUAGUAAAUACACAGAUGAUUUACACAAAAAACACAAGUUGGUCAAAGAUGAUGAAUCAGGAACUCUUGAAGCUGUGCAGGCUAUGCAAACAACAACACUAAUGGUACAGAAGGCCAAAGAUCUGUUCACACAGAGAGAACUUGAAGUUGAAAAACUGAAAAAAGAAAACCCUCUGCCCAAUGUGGUAGAAAAAGCAGAAAUCAAAUUAAAGAAAGCCCAGGAAGAAUACAAAAAUUCUGUAGAUAAGUUUGGUCAAAUCAAAGAGGAUUUUGAAAGGAAAAUGACCAUUACUUGUAGGCAUUUUCAAGAUCUGGAGGAGAGCCAUCUGACCCAGAUGAAGGAGUUCUUGAACACCUAUGUACAGGUAGUGCAAAGCACCCAUGAGCAGGUUGGAGAGGUACAUGAGGAAUUCAAAAAUCAAUGCUUGGAGCUUACUGUAGAAAACUUGCUUGAUCAGUUUGUUUUAAGCAAGCACACUGGAUCACAGAAGCCAAGGUUAUUAGAUAUAAAGGAGCCGGUGAUAUCAUCGCCAGCGCAGGAUACGGAACCUGCAAAACCCACUAAGCGAGAAGGUAACGAGACCAAUAUAUCUGGGUCUCAGGCCAUGCCAACACAUGCCAAAUCUUCCCGUCGUACAACCUCCCUUCUUAAUCUCUUCAUGUCUAACUCACAGGGGUCCCGCGAGGGCCGAGCAGGACCAUGCAGUGCACCGUCGAGUCCUACUAAUCCUGGAGAAAUGACGCGUGGCGUCCAGCGAGGAUCUAAAUGGUUUCUCAGAAGCAGAAGAGAUAAAGCCAAACAGAAGAAAGCAAAGAAGAAGAAAGACAACUCAGAUAACCAAAGCAAUAAGGAAGAUAAAUCCGAUUUGGAGGAAAAGGAUGAAGUGCGAAAAAGCCAGACACAGAUUGAAAGUGGCGAUGCCGAUGCUCCAGAGGUCGACGAGGAUGGUUACGUAAUCCAACCGACUACGCCCACGCCGUGGGCCAAUGACAAGAGUAACUUCGAUUCGUCUUCGGACUCGGAUACCGACGAUGAAAGGGAAAGGAAAAUCAGGGUAGAGAUAAAACCGUUGAAUAAUGGAACGGCACCAAUGUCGGCCUCCGUGGACGAGCUGAGGGCCACGGUCGAGAACAUCUACCUAUCACCUGUUAGUGGCGGAUUGGGUCGGCGCGGUUCCGCCUUGGAUUCUCAGGAUGUAGCAAUGAAGCGAUCGCAGUCCGUGUCGCAGCAGUUAGGUGGGAAGCUUAGUAGCGACCUUUUAGGUUUGAAUUUCCAAAGUCCCGCCGCCUCGAAUGCUUCGACGCCCACAAGUUCCCAUCCCUAUGCACCACUACAAAGUCCAUCACAGCCAACAUUGAAUUCUCCUACACUUUCCGCUUCCUCCAAAUACGCCGAUUUGGGCGAUCUGUUCUGCGAGGUAGGUGAUAUACAACCUCCAAACAACGCUGCGCCUAAACCUCGUCAAACGCCAACGCCCACAUCAGGUUAUAUGUCAAUUCCUCGGCCUCCUUCCAGACGAUCUGACGCUGCUCCUAGAGGUCACAUAAGUCCUUCCACUCUAUCGAGAGCGGAUAGCGUCGGCAGUUUGGAAUUCCGGAUUGCCUGUCCUGUUGGUGUUUCUAGAGGACCUUCUCCACUAACGAUUGGAAUGGCUGACACCAUACCGCUGGCUGUGGCCUUCCACGAGAUCGUCCACUCCUUCUUCAAAGGAGCUGACGAAACAAAAUGCCAAGUAAAAAUGUCGGGAGAAAUGAUGCUUUCCUUUCCAGCCGGCAUAGUGACAGUUCUAGCAAAUAAUCCAAAUCCCGCGAAGCUUUCCUUUCGUGUAAACAAUACUCAGAGGCUGAGCAGUAUUUUACCUAAUAAACAAUUAGUUUCAAUUGACAGUGGACAAUCGGCCUCGGAUAGUGUAGUUCUUGAGUUUAAUAUGACUGCUCUAAGUGCCCUACUGAAGAAACAGUCCGAACAAAAUCCAAGCGCUUCGUAUUUCAAUGUUGAUAUUCUCAAAUAUCAAAUUAAACCGAAAAUGGGAGCUAAUUCUUGUCCAUUCCAAUUAGUGGCCUACUGGAAAUGCGAGGAUACCCACACUGACCUCAAAGUUGAUUAUAAAUACAAUUCACAUGCAAUGAGUUCGGCUUCACCUCUAUUAAAUGUCGUUGUUACUGUGCCUGUCGAUGGUGGCGUGAAAACGAAUCAAUCAAAACCGCCUGCCCAAUGGAACACGGAAUCGAAUCGCAUUGUAUGGAAGUUUACCGAACUGUCGCAACAUUCCGAUAAUAGCGGCAUUGGAUCGAUGCUAGCCAGAUUCGAUUUGCAGGAUGGUCCUACAACACCAGCCAUUAUCCAGGCGCAGUUCAAUUGCGAAGGGACAACACUAUCAGGCAUAGUCUUCCAACUGCUGGGCACUGGUUAUAGGUUAUCAUUAGUCAAACGGCGAUUCAUUUCCGGGAAAUACAUCUGUGAUGGUGAUCUGAAGUACUCAAGUUCCGGUACCGCCACGCCCUCCUCGACGACAAGCGCCGGGAACUGCUAGCAUUCCAACAUAUCACGAUCACUGUUCUAGUAAUAACUUACACGGCUCUGUUGCCACUUGCAGGAGGGAAGCCAAUACUAUAUUCACUAUUUGAUUUUAUUACGCGUUCAAUUCAAAAUGAGGAAAUGAUAAACAAUUCUAGAUUUAAUUGCAACAACAGCAGGAAAUAUGCAGAACGAAAAUCUUACGGACGUUCAUGUUAUGAUGCCUAUAUAUAGUUUAUGAUGCCUAUUUUAUAAUCUGUAAAGAUACAUUUUUUAAAUAAAAAUAGAAUGGAGGAGCAUACAUUCUCUCGUUACUUCUACUAUUUUAUAUAAAUAAUGAGACGAUUUCAUUUUGUUUCUUGUCGUCACUA